Messenger RNA from Orbicella faveolata, 6469 nucleotides. RefSeq names its product homeobox protein HMX3-like. Gene Ontology annotation, molecular function: DNA-binding transcription factor activity, RNA polymerase II-specific; RNA polymerase II transcription regulatory region sequence-specific DNA binding. Gene Ontology annotation, cellular component: nucleus. Gene Ontology annotation, biological process: regulation of transcription by RNA polymerase II. The record is from RefSeq and is a predicted model, not a curated record. NCBI's taxonomy places the organism in Eukaryota, Metazoa, Cnidaria, Anthozoa, Scleractinia, Merulinidae.
CUCUUCUUUUAAAGUGGGUAAAAGGAACAAACUUUCAUCACUGAAAGGCAUAGUCAAACGUCAUUUGCAAUUAAUCUGAUUGCUGUAAAAGCCCACAAAAGAGUCGUAAACUGACCGUAAACUGACCGUAAAACCAACCGUUUACAGCACCUUGUUCAGACCACUAAAAACCUAUUAACUGAUGUAUUUGUUGAUAUUCAUUUUAGCCCCUCCUUUUGUAAAUAUAUUUCUCGAUAGUCCAAAUUGACUGAGAUGAGACAAGGAAAUAUUUAUUCGGUAACAAGACGUCCUCUGGGCAGAAGUUUUUAUUGGCAUUCUCGCGGCCUUAGACGCGACUGAAUACAUGUUGCUAGCGCAAAUGCUUGUACAAUGUCAAUUUGCGAGCUUUUUGAAAGGAAUUGUUUUUGAAGUUUAAGUCGAUUCAUGUCUAAUGGUUUCGGAUUUAGGAGGCAGAAGCUUUGAAUGAAUAUCCAAACAAAUUUGCAAAUUAUGAAAUGUCACUUUCUAUCCAAGUCCUCGGAAAUUUUAUUCAUUUGUCUGAUGAAACCUUCAAGGUGUAUUUUCGUUUUAAAUCAAUUUCCUUUCUUCUUUGGUGUCACGAAAUGUUAUAAAUGACGGAAAAUUCGCGAAUGGCCUGCUAAGUGUUAGCUGAUUGCGCGUUGAUAGAUUUUGAAACAAAAGCGAAGUCGAUUUCGAAGUAUUUCACUAAGCAUGGCGUGAGAUUAUCCUCCUUUUAAGAAAGUACAUUUUUAAUACAGCCUUAUGUGACUAUAAAUAUCAUCGAGCGAUAGCCACUCUAAGACUCGACCUAAAUGGUCUUAAGAUUAUUUUCCAUUGUUUACCCUUUCAUUUAUCUAUGAAAAGGAAAGAAUUACAUAAUAAUAUUGGAUCUUCUCAAGCGCGGAUCGGGUUUUUAUUACUCAAAUACUGUUAAAGGGAUUGUCAUUUAUUCCUUUCGCUAUUGAAAGCCAUUGAAUUUCCACGUUCAAGGGUUAAAGAAAGGGAUUAACUACAGGCUGUAAAACGGUGCAAACGACUUCGAACUAUCGUUGAGAAAUGAAUUUCCUUAGCCUCUGUUGAAAUCGCUCAUAUUUUUUCUAUUUUAAGUUUGGCAGGUUGGAGCAUUGAUCAGCGUCAGCUUUGAAUUGCUGUUUGAGAUCUUCAAUCUUCAAUUCAUCAAUCAUGUCACUUCUUCUGUCAAGAAAUAAAGACUUAAUAUCUCUUAGGCGAAACAAGUUGCUCCAAAAUACAAUCACCAAUUGCGUUUCACUUCAUUAGCAUCUCAUGAAAUUUUCCAGCUGUGUUCACUUAGGCCAAUCAUCCAGUCAUCAAAAUCGUUUGAGUGGAAACAACCUCAAAUGGCAGAAAACCAUUAGCAGUCCUUCAUAAGAUUCUUUUCUCGACGCUCUUUAUCACCUCCUUUCACUCUUAUCGCCUGAAACUCUCGUUAAAAGCUCCCUGAUGCUCUUAAUUAUUUUAUGCCUUAUCGCUCGCAUCUUUUCAACAGAACGCGUUAUGUAAAUUUAAACUGCCAAGCCGCACGUUGCGGCAUUAUUUAACACGAGCCAGAAUUCGCUGAUGGACUCUUGAAGCUUUCUAAAAAAAGCAUCUUGUAGCGUUGUUUGCGUUUUGAGUUUUGGAGGAAGUCUGAUACACUGCUCUGGGGCGUGAUGACUGAAUGUUUGUUUUCAGUAGGCGUGAAGCCAAUCAAAUCCUUAACCGCACGACUAAACGCUGCGUUUAUGACAUGGAGCAACAAAUGGUCCACUUUAACUAAGAAUACCUUUAAAAGAAAAGCUUUUCAUGAUUGUAGUUCGACACCAAGGAGGUAAUUGACGAAUUGUUAUCCCUCAGCCAAUUGAAAAAGACAAAACAUGAACGCUUUUAGAAUGACAACGUGUCUUGAACUAAUUGAUAGCGGCCAAAAGCCAAUCACAAACAACGCUUAUCAGUUUUCCUGGGUUUUUGUAUAGGAGGGGGAGGAGGUGAUUAUUCGUGCUUUCUCGUGGUUCCAUUAGUCCUCACCUCUAACCAAUCACAGACGCGCAUUUACAUGUCAGCCGUUUAACAAGUUUGACGUUUUUAUUCCCGAUCAUUAUCACUGACUUAAAUUGUCGCCUCGCAUGCCCCAAUGCAUUCAGCCCGACACAAACGAUCUUUGUUUGCCAUUUCUUAAGCUACAGAAAUUACUACAACUUCAGUCUCAAAUAAGAUUCGCUGAGACCUCUUUACGCGCAGCUAGGCAUGGAGGAGAAAGCGAGAUCGAACCCCUUCUCGAUUUCCAAUAUCCUCAACAACGGCAGCUCAAGAGAGACUAGCAGGAAAGACACGGAUAACACAAGUGACGCGGGAGGAACUAUAGAUAGACAGCGCUCAGAAUUUACAAGAAAACAAGGUUGCGAAAUCUACCGGCCUGAUGCAAGCCCCUUAGAGCUCGACAGAAGAGUAGAAUAUGACUUUGAAGACUGGAGUAGAACGUCUGUUGAAGACUCCAUAGAAAAAGACGAUCAAUCGCCGGAGGGCGACAGGAAAGAUGUCAACAAGAAACGAAGGAAGAAGAAAACAAGAACGGUGUUCUCUCGAAGUCAGGUCUAUCAACUGGAGUCUACUUUCGACAUGAAGAGGUAUCUCUCCUCGUCCGAACGCGCCGGUUUGGCAGCGCAACUUCACCUGACAGAGACACAAGUUAAGAUUUGGUUCCAAAACCGACGGAACAAGUGGAAAAGACAACUGGCUGCCGAGAUGGAGGCCGCCAGCUUAGCUCAGGCUAGUCACCAGAGAAUGGUACGGGUUCCAAUUCUGUACAGAGAACAGAGCCGUCCUAGCGAAAUAACCCCUCAUGCUCCUUAUUCGUUUUAUCAUCCAUCGUACCCCGGAAUGCAGUACCCACAACACUACUCGCAAUUUUUGCCUCCUCAUCUAAGAGCGCCGCCGAUGUCGUCCCUGUUAUAACAACGAGUUGCUGGAGAGAAGAACAAUGACGUAGUCGUGACUACUCGCUUUCCACAGCCAAAUAAACACUCAACCGUGGACUUAAAAAAGCCUCGUGCUAACAUUUUAGAGCUCAAAACAUUUUACCUCAAAAUCUAGACAAGUCAAAUAUCUAACGGGAAUCACUUGUUUUGAUACCUGAAAGUAAUAUCAGUCGUAACUCUAGGAUAUCUAACGGGAAUGUGUUCAGUGACCAAAAUGUGACAGUGGCGUGAUGAUAGCCGACGUUUGGUAAGGAAAUUUUGAGCAUUAGUAUUUCCCAUUCCUUGCCUACUUUAGUAGUACGUCUUUACAUACUCACAAGCUGGGAUGGUUGAUUUAGGUUGUAAAGGACUCUGCAGUGUUUACAGUUGUUAUUUACACCUAUUUAUACAACACUGAAAUCGAUUAGGGCUAAGAGAUGAACCACUUUAUAUGCUGCACGUAAUAUUUAACCCUAAGUUACGAUCGAGCGACCUCUAUAUUUUAUUUUCGAUCAUCUGUGUGGGGAUGAAAUUUUGCAAAGUGAAACCCGAUUUUCAUAAAUUUGUUCGAAUUCGUCGUAUUCCCAAAACUUCCAGUGUAAUUACGAGGUGAAACAAGAGAUGAAGAGGAACCAUUAACGAAAGACAGCUUUCAACUGAAGAUGCUUGUAUGAUUGAUUAUGCCAAACUCACGAGGAUAAAAAGAAAAACGAUUAGUGAAUUUAGAGUUUUUGGUCCAAAUUGUAAAAUAUGUCUUAAACUGUAGUCAAAUAUUUACAAUAAAAGAAAGAGUUUGUAAAUUACACGCCACAACAGAGUGCCCUGCCUUUCAAACGCUGCCAAUUUAAAACAAGUAUCACGGUCGUUCAUAGCUUUGUUUUUUCUCAAAAGAUAUCAUUUCUCAAUAUAAAUUAAUCAUAUUCAAUGAAAGCCGGAGCGCGAGAAAAUGUCAUGGCUGUCGAGGAAAGGUUUCUGGCUGCUCACUUAAAAGGAAGCUACUUGAUGAACGAUCUCGACGCCUCGAAAGUGUUAAUGAAUUACUUCACCCCCCAGUAAAACUUAAUUAUUCCUUUUAUUGGGCUUUCGAAAGGUGAGAAAAUGGUGUUGAGGCACUAUUCACAAAGGAGUUAUGGAUUUUCCAUGACAAAGAGCGUAGUACUGAUUCGUAAUCGUUAUCAGGAAUUUGUGAAAAGGCCGGAGAGCUUUUCGCUCAUUAAUGUUUUUAUCUUCAGAUAAAAGAGAAAAAAGCCUUUAUCAGGCUAGCUAAAGAGUGAGCGAAGGUUGAGCGACAAUAUAUCUUAGGAUAACGGCACUCUUAUAAUUUCCCGAUUAAAACAAAUAAUACAGUUUAUUGAGUUUUGGACCCAGUGAAGGGGCUACCUCAGACGAGAAAUGGUUUAAGGCUGAAUUUCCGUUCGGUUUGGCAAACGUGAGCCCAAUUUUCACGCGUCUUUGUCACAUUAUAUUAACAUCACUGAAUUCACAUUUAAAAGCGAUUUACUUUUCGAAACCGCAUGGCAUUUUAAACAGGUGAACCUUAGCUGUAAGAAAGUCACUGGUACCGGAGUGGGUCACGGUAGUGUUUAGUCAGAACUGACGCAUUGGUUGGAAUAUACGAACAAAUUUAUACAGGGGGAGCUAAAUAAAUAAAGAAAAAAUAUAUGGGUGCCGACACAAAUUGUAAAUCUUGGAUGGAAAACUCGAAAAUGGAAUUGUGAAAAACAGGGAAAUUUGUCUAUCAGGCAAUCUCAUGCAAUGAACAAAGACAAUUAAAUAUUCAUGGUAAAAGUGAUGUUUAAGACAAAAUUUUAAUGGUAUCAUUAUUCACUUGGGCAAGAUCCAAGCUCACGGCAUCAACCUAACAGUCUGCAAGCCUGCAGUGCUGAAGCAACGAGACGAGGUUAUGCGGCGGCAGUGCAAAGUUAAAAGUUUGUUUGCUCGUGUUAUAACAAUUCAAGUGUUCACGCGAGGCGGAUAUUGGACCGUUUUGCCCUCAAUGGAAGCCAUGAAUAAAUAACAACCGCAAUUUGGCAUUGAACUACUUGCUUAUCGUUAGUGAAACAGGAAAUUUUAGGUUAAUGGAAAACAUUUGCCUGUGCCAAGAUAUUUUUUAAAACCAGUGGAGUACACAUUUGAGUGCUAAGAUUAGUUCAGGCGAUAAGUUGGUAACCCGCUGCCUGUGUUAAACGAAUUGCUUUUAGUGUCGAUUAAACGCAGACUAAAUGAGGAUGCUUGCACGUGUUAUAAAUCCACUACCAAACGGUCGAAAGCCUGCUUUUGUAAGGGAAGAGCUACCAGGGUAAGCGAGACGAUAGGCAGUCAUUAAGAUACAAAAGAACAACCAACAAUGGAAGUGGCGCGUGAAAUAAAGACAUCAAAUUUGUUGACUUAAACUUCUUUGCAAUUCGACAACAAAGACAUUGAGCGAUGUGCUGCCAAACACAGUAAAAUUAAUAAGAUGGGGCUAGUUUAGAAGUUUACAAAAUUCCCAAAGCAGUCAGUUUGAAUUAUGUUCGCUGCGUCAAAAUAAAAUGCAGAGGGCUGGAUUGUUUAUAAUUAACGAAUUGAAGACAUUUUAAAACCUCCAUGAUUAUUUUAAAACUUAUUGAUGUCAGCAGCUGCUCAGUAUUCAUAACUCAAUCUUUUCGCAAAAACUAAUUUCAUUGACAUGCAAACACGUGAAACGCUGCCAACUUUUAGACAUAAUGGCCAAUUUUGCGUUCAUGUGUCGAGGUUGGCGAAAUUAAAAGGUUGAAUUAUAGGAGGAAGUGUAACAAGACAAAGAAAAGUGGGAUAUAUCACUGACCUUGAAAGCGAUGCGAACUUUUACCGCACUCUUAAUAGUAGUAAUAUCUACGUGCUUAUUAUAACCACUUCUAUUGUUUCACCUCUCGUUUUCUUAAUUUAAUACGUUAUCUGAACAUUUUCAGUUUUGUUUACAAGCGCAAACAUCACGAAACCUAUUAGCUGAAAUUUGGAGUAAACGCAAGACUAGCCGUCGAGGAAAUGGGGCAACAGUUUUCAGUAACUUGAUGCUAUAGUGUUGCGUAAAUUGCUAAAAAGUAGAAAAAUGAUUAAUUUUAUUGAAUUUAAAUUAUCCCUUUUCAAUUUUUUGUGGUCAUUUGCCAGCAGGGAAGCAUACUGAUAAGCCUGAUAACAAAGCGAUAAAGCAUACGUAAGAGCAAAGCAAUCAAAUUUAUAUAUUUAUGGUUGCCUGGUGCAACCCUAAAAAAGAAAACACCAGUUUGAACGAGUAAGAAGAGACAAAUACACAGCUUUUCUGAAAAUCGUGAUUUUCCGCUUUGGGGUUUCCAAUUGUCUUUGUUGAAUAGAAUUUGAAGAGUACGUGAGACAUAAAUUUGAACAAGAGGAGUCUGUCUACAGCUACGUUGUUGCUAUGCUAUGAAAAUAAGGCGUGUAAGUAAUAAAUAGAUAAUGGUUGACAGCUACCCCCAAAUUCGUCUGUUCAGUAAAAAGUGGAUGAUUGUCUGAUUAAAAUAUUGUCAUUUCUCAGA